Chlorocebus sabaeus (green monkey) is the source of this 1068-nucleotide messenger RNA. RefSeq names its product olfactory receptor 8J2. Gene Ontology annotation, cellular component: membrane. NCBI's taxonomy places the organism in Eukaryota, Metazoa, Chordata, Mammalia, Primates, Cercopithecidae. Gene Ontology annotation, molecular function: olfactory receptor activity; G protein-coupled receptor activity. Gene Ontology annotation, biological process: G protein-coupled receptor signaling pathway. The record is from RefSeq and is a predicted model, not a curated record.
AAAACAAAAUAAACUCAUUUCAAAUGAAAUAUUUAACCUAGCAUCUAAUAGAAACAUCAAUUUUAUCAUCCAUUAAUUUCCUUCAACUUUCUCAGGUAAAAGAUGAAGGCAGCAAUACCAAUGGCUUCAGGAAAUCUCACAUGGGUGACUGAGUUCAUUCUUGUGGGAGUCUCAGAUGAUCCUGAGCUCCAGAUUCCUCUCUUCCUGGUCUUCCUGGUGCUCUAUGUGCUGACGGUGGUAGGGAACCUGGGCAUCAUCACCCUCACCAGUGUUGACUCUGGACUUCAAACCCCCAUGUACUUUUUCCUCCGACAUUUGGCUAUCAUCAAUCUUUGCAAUUCUACUGUCAUCACCCCUAAAAUGCUGAUUAACUUCCUGGUUACCAGGAAAACCAUAUCUUACUAUGGAUGUGCAGCCCAACUGGGUGGAUUCUUGGUUUUCAUUGUGGCUGAGAUUUUCAUGCUGGCUGCAAUGGGUUAUGACCGCUACGUGGCUAUUUGCAACCCUCUGCUUUAUGCAGUAGUGGUGUCUCCAAAGGUAUGUCAUCUGCUGGUGUCCCUCACAUACCUUCAGAGUCUUAUCACAGCACUGACUGUCUCUUCCUGUGUGUUCUCUGUGUCAUACUGUUCUUCCAACAUCAUCAACCAUUUUUACUGUGACGAUGUCCCUUUGCUAGCAUUGUCCUGUUCUGAUACCUACAUUCCAGAAACAGCAGUGUUUAUCUUUUCAGGGACCAAUUUGUUUUUCUCCAUGAUCGUUGUUCUGAUAUCCUACUUCAACAUUGUUAUUACCAUUUUGAGGAUACGUUCCUCAGAAGGACGACAAAAAGCCUUUUCCACGUGUGCUUCUCACAUGAUAGCUGUGGUUGUGUUCUAUGGGACUCUCCUUUUCAUGUAUUUGCAACCAAGGAGUAAUCACUCAUUAGAUACUGACAAAAUGGCCUCGGUCUUCUACACCCUGGUCAUACCUAUGCUGAACCCCCUAAUUUACAGCCUAAGGAACAAAAACGUGAAAGAUGCACUAAAGAGAUUCCUAGAUAACCCAUGCCGAUCACUCAAACUAAUGUAA